Armigeres subalbatus is the source of this 1240-nucleotide messenger RNA. Its product is annotated as antigen 5 like allergen Cul n 1-like. Lineage: Eukaryota; Metazoa; Arthropoda; Insecta; Diptera; Culicidae. The record is from RefSeq and is a predicted model, not a curated record. The transcript has 5 exons. The coding region runs from base 226 to 1023 and encodes 265 amino acids.
AAUCUUAAUCGGGAAAGCGCGACGAGAAAAAGCUUUAUAGAGCUGACGGGUGAUCAAGUGCUGUGCAAGUGAAAAAGGAAGCAGCAGCAGAAGCGAUUUCGGAGAUUGUUUAGCCAAAAAUAUAAAACGAUAAUAACGAAGCGCUCGGGGCUUGCUUCUGUUCCUUGGAAGGACUGUUCGAAGAGAUUUUUGUGAAGUGAACGUAGAAUACUAAUAAGAAUAAGAAUGGUGCGCUUAGUGAAAAGAUUUGUUCCCGUCUUAGUGAUCCUAGUCGUUGUGCAGCGGUUAAAUGCCCAGAGGGACUAUUGCGACAAAUCGUUGUGCAAAAAUAAUCAACCACACGUUGCCUGCGGAAAGGGCGACAGUUACGGACCGUUUUGUCCGCCAAACCGAGAACUUGUCCCUCUGUCGGAAGAGGUGAAGCGAUACAUCCUAGAUUUGCACAACCAAUUCCGGAGUACGGUGGCACGAGGUGACGUCACCGGCUAUUCGCCAGCGUCUCGCAUGCCUACACUGGUAUGGAAUGAUGAGUUGCAAAAACUGGCCGAGUACAACGUAAAAACCUGUAUCUACGGUCACGAUUACUGCCGAAACACUCCGGAAUAUCCGUUAGUAGGUCAGAAUAUAGCAGCCAACUCGUUCUAUGGAAUGGAAGUUACUCCGCUGGAUACAAUGACUGAGCUGCUGUACAGCUGGUACGGAGAGUAUGAAAAUGGCAACAUGGGCUUCAUCAAUUCCUAUCCACUGCUCGGUCAAGAUCCUCCAAAGGAUAUCGGUCACUUCACGCAGAUCAUGAUGGACAGGGCGGUAUCCAUCGGCUGCGCCAUGAUCCAGUACACACAGAACGAACAGGGACACGACUGGGUGCAUCAAAACUACGUUUGCAACUACUCCAACUCGAUAGCACGUGGCCAUCCGGUGUACAUUUCAGGACCAACCUGCUCCAAAUGCGAAACCGGAUGUAGUAAAGUCUAUCCAGGAUUAUGCAAUGUUGGUGAGCAGGUGGAACCAACAAAAACGUAGUUUGACGACGGAGACACGGCUGAGGAGUAUGAUGUGCGAUCAAAGAAUUACCGAUUAGAGGAAAUUCGUGCAACAAUUGUUAUGUACAUAGGUUUGCUUUAACCCCGAACGAGAUAUAGAAUGAAUCAACUAAUUUAAUUACUCAUUCAAGUGUAUGCCCUAAGGACAAUGAUAUAAAUUAUUUUCGUAGCAAAACGAGUUGAUAAAAUCACAUUUU